Messenger RNA from Diabrotica virgifera virgifera (western corn rootworm), 2961 nucleotides. It is a transcript of the gene HDAC1, whose product is annotated as histone deacetylase HDAC1. The record is from RefSeq and is a predicted model, not a curated record. The transcript has 4 exons. Gene Ontology annotation, molecular function: histone deacetylase activity. Lineage: Eukaryota; Metazoa; Arthropoda; Insecta; Coleoptera; Chrysomelidae. Bases 230 to 1690 code for a protein of 486 amino acids.
AAUGUCAAAAAAUCAAACCCCCAGAUUUUCGUGACCAACACUGGCGGUCCGACACUGAUAUAGUUUUUCAUCAUAAUUUGUCAUCGUUAUGAAUUUGUUUUCAGUGUUCUUGUAAAAAAUCAAAACCAAGUUGCAAAUAUAUUUUUGAUCGUCUGUAGUAUUUAAAAUUUCGCGGUAACCAGAAAGUCGUAUAAUAUAAUAUAAUAAAACAGAAAUUGUGUAGUUUAAAAUGUCGACUCAACCACACAGCAGAAAGCGUGUAUGCUACUAUUAUGACAGCGAUAUUGGAAAUUAUUACUACGGACAAGGACAUCCUAUGAAACCACAUCGCAUACGUAUGACUCACAAUUUGCUUCUCAAUUAUGGACUCUAUAGGAAAAUGGAAAUUUAUAGACCCCAUAAAGCUACAGCAGAAGAGAUGACCAAAUUUCAUUCAGAUGAUUAUAUUAGAUUUUUAAGAUCAAUUCGUCCAGACAAUAUGUCAGAAUACAACAAACAAAUGCAGAGAUUUAAUGUUGGAGAAGACUGUCCAGUAUUUGAUGGCUUAUAUGAAUUUUGUCAGCUAUCUGCUGGGGGAUCUGUGGCAGCUGCAGUAAAACUGAAUAAACAAGCCUCAGAAAUAUGCAUUAAUUGGGGAGGUGGACUUCACCAUGCCAAAAAAUCAGAAGCUUCAGGGUUCUGUUAUGUCAAUGAUAUUGUAUUAGGAAUAUUAGAACUUUUAAAGUAUCAUCAACGUGUUUUGUAUAUUGAUAUUGAUGUCCAUCAUGGAGAUGGUGUUGAAGAAGCUUUUUAUACUACUGAUAGAGUCAUGACUGUUUCAUUCCACAAAUAUGGAGAAUAUUUCCCAGGUACAGGUGAUUUACGAGAUAUUGGUGCAGGAAAGGGUAAAUACUAUGCAGUGAAUAUCCCUCUGAGAGAUGGAAUGGAUGAUGAAGCAUAUGAAAGUAUAUUUGUACCAAUUAUAAGUAAAGUUAUGGAAACUUUUCAACCUAGUGCAGUAGUUUUACAAUGUGGGGCAGACUCUUUAACAGGAGAUCGUCUAGGUUGCUUUAAUCUGACAGUGAAGGGCCAUGGCAAAUGUGUUGAAUUUGUAAAAAAAUAUAACCUACCAUUCAUGAUGGUAGGAGGGGGCGGCUACACCAUCAGAAACGUUUCUAGAGCUUGGACUUACGAAACAUCAGUUGCGCUUGGUGUAGAAAUUGCAAAUGAACUUCCUUAUAAUGACUAUUUCGAAUACUUCGGACCUGACUUUAAACUUCAUAUCAGUCCAAGCAAUAUGGCUAAUCAAAACACCCCCGAAUAUUUAGAGAAAAUUAAAACAAGACUUUUUGAAAAUUUGAGAAUGUUACCUCAUGCCCCUGGUGUACAAGUACAGGCUAUUCCAGAAGAUGCAAUUAACGAAGAAUCUGACAAUGAGGAUAAAGUUGAUAAAGAUGAACGGUUGCCACAGAAAGAUUUAGAUAAAAGAAUUGUUCCUGAAAACGAAUUUUCUGACAGUGAAGAUGAGGGAGAAGGAGAUAGACGAGACAAUAGAAGUUACAAAGGUAGAAAACGUCCACGGUUAGAUAAAGGAGGAGAAAACAAAGAAGAGGAUAAGAUUAAAGAUGAAAUGAAAGCAGAAAAAGGUGAAGAAGGAAUUAUGAAGUCCAGUCCUGAUGACACAAAAAAGCUUUUGGGACCAACUCCAUGACAUCGUACUAAUUUAAUCAUAUAAUUCCAGUACAUUAUUGGAGUUUAAAACAUUUUUAUAGUAACUUCUAACUGUGUACAGUUUGUAUUUGAUGUUUAUACAGUAUGUGACUUUUGUAUAUACUUUUCUUAGUGGCAAACAAUAUUUUUUUAAGUAGACAUCAAUAGUUCAUUACAAUGUUUGCUGUCGCGCCAUUUUAAAAGAUUAAGUCUGUUUACAAGGUUUGUUUGUUGGGCAUGUCUGUCACAGAUCUACAUGUGCACAUUGUUUUCCGAGUUAAGAGUAUGAAAAUGUAAAAGAUAACAACAUUUUGAAACGAAUUCCUGAUAUGUUCAAGAAGCAUAACAGUGGAAUAUGGGAAUGGCAGCUCCAGUUGGACUGCUCUCAAAGAUAUAACGAACAGUUGCCUGAGGAUUAGCUGAAAAUUCCCCCUCAUUUCCAAGCAAGAAGUCAACCUUGGAAGAACUGACUGCCAGAUAAGGAAAGAGUAAACGUCUAUUUUUAGGGAACGAUAACGACAUUUUGAAACGAAUUCCUGAUAUGCUCAAGAAUGCUCAAAAUGUAUUCUUUUUUGUACUUUUUGAUAAAUAUAAACUGAAUUUUUCCUCUGACAUGUAUAUUGUCUAAAUAAAAGCGUAGAGUGAAAAAUGCUUUACAUUUUUAGUAAUUUUAUUUUUGUUAUUCUAUUAGUUUUUUAAGAGUUUAGAGUUUUAGAGUAACUACUUUAAGAGUUUGGCUAUGUCAAGUGAUUUGCUGUAGUUGACUUCGUUGUUGGUAAAUUUUGAACAACAUUUUCCUAUGGAAUAUGUCUGGCAUUUGUUUUCAUGCACUAAAUCAGUUUUCUUCUUUUCAGUUCUGGGUAAUAAAUUAUCAUACGCUUUUUUCAAAUGUAUGUCAAUCGACUUUCUGACAAAAGCAUCGGAAUACUGAAUUUCAGCUUGUACUUUACGAAACAUCAAAUAUAAAAUAUUUUUAAUUAUAGCUGUGACUAUUGUCGUGUCUAAAUUCUUACUCAGAUAUGCUGUAUCAAGAGUAGAGUUGUUGGAAUACCAAAUGUUUCUGGGAUUAGGGAUGACUGACCAAUUCUGGAUAGACUCCUCUCGAACAAACCUGGAAUAACAUUUAAACUUACACUACGCACAUGGACUUUUUAUUUUAACAAAUGUAUUCAUUAAUGAUAAUCAUAAACACUUUUUUUAUAUUGUCGAUUGUAUCCUAAGAUCUCUUUUUCAAUGUAUGAAUGGAACUGAAUAGAUAAUAAUUUGAUUUGA